AUGAAGUACGCGCAGCUGGUCAUGGGCCCGGCGGGCAGCGGCAAGUCGACCUACUGCUCGACCAUCUACAACCAUUGCGUGAACGCGAAGCGGCACGUGAUGUGCGUCAACCUGGACCCGGCCUGCGAGCAGUUCAACUACCCGGCCACUGUUGACGUCCGGGAUCUCAUCAGCGUCUCCGAUGUGCAAGAAGACGAAGAUCUAACGUUGGGCCCGAACGGCGCGCUCGUGUUUUGUAUGGAGUACCUCGUCCAAAACCUCGACUGGCUGCACGAGCAGCUCAACGAGGGCGAGGACGACUAUUUCCUGUUCGACCUCCCCGGCCAGAUCGAGCUCUACUCCCAUUUGCCAGUGAUGCGACAGAUCGUAGACGCGCUGCGGAGUUGGGACUUUCACGUGUGCUCCGUGUUUCUCAUCGACACCCAAUUCGUGCUCGAGCCCGCAAAGUUCAUGGGAGGUGCGCUGGCGGCCCUGUCGACAAUGGUCGCUAUCGAGACCCCGCACAUCAACGUGCUAACAAAGAUGGACUUGUUGUCGGAAAGUAAUAAGGCGCUCGUUGAAGAGUUCAUCGAAACGGAUAUGCGGCAUCUUGUCGACCAGGACGGGCAUUUGUGGCACGAGAAGCACCGGAAGCUGACAGAGAGCAUCGCCACGGUGCUAGAAGAGUACUCGCUCGUCAAGUUCCACUGCCUCGACACCACCGACGACGAGUGCAUCGGCGAUCUGCUGUUGAUCAUCGAUUCGACCAUUCAGUACGGCGAGGAUUUAGAGGUAAAAGAUCGUUUCCCAGAAGAGAUGGACGACGACGCGGAGACGACCGAUUUCGACAUUGGCGGAAGAUUU
This is a messenger RNA of Mesorhabditis spiculigera, 843 nucleotides long. The record is from the annotation of a GenBank genome assembly. Lineage: Eukaryota; Metazoa; Nematoda; Chromadorea; Rhabditida; Rhabditidae.